AACUAUACAACAACUAUAGAUGGUUCUUUUUAUGAAGCUCCCUUCUUUUUCUUCUUAUCUUCUUGUUUUCUUGCUGUUCCGUUUCAUAUUAUUAUUUGCUGUUGUGUGUAAGACAAGGGCAGUGGUGAAACUGCCCCCAAAUGUUUCAGUUCCAGCAGUGCUUGUGUUUGGAGAUUCGAUCAUGGAUACGGGAAACAAUAACAACAACUUGGCAACACCUGCUCGGUGCAAUUUCCCACCGUAUGGGAAAGAUUUUAAGGGAGGGAUGCCAACUGGAAGAUUUAGCAACGGAAAGGUUCCAUCGGAUCUUAUUGUUGAAGAAUUAGGCAUUAAAGAGUUUCUGCCACCAUACUUGGAUCCUAAUCUCCAACCAAGUGAUUUGGCCACCGGUGUGUGCUUUGCAUCUGGUGGCGCCGGAUACGAUCCUCUGACAUCACAAACAUCGUCAGUUAUAUCAUUAUCUGGUCAAGUAGACUUGUUCAAAGAAUACAUAGGGAAGUUACGAGGACUCUUUGGAGAAGACAGAACAAACUUCAUAUUAGGCAACAGUCUUUUUAUUGUGGUAUUUGGCAGCAAUGACAUUUCCAACACAUACUUUCUAUCCCGUGUUAGACAACUGCAAUAUGAUUUUCCACCAUAUGCUGAUCUCAUGGUCAAUUCAGCUUCUAAUUUCAUGAAGGAAAUAUAUGAACUAGGGGCACGGAGGAUUGCAGUAUUCAGUGUGCCGCCAAUUGGGUGUUUGCCAUUUCAGAGAACGGCGGCAGGAGGAAAAGAUAGAAAAAUUGUAGUCAAGUAUAACGACGCAGUUCAGUUAUUUAACAGCAAAUUGUCGAAGGAGCUGGAUUCUCUUAAUCAGAACUUUCCAAAUGCCAGAAUGGUCUACAUUGAUGUUUUCAAUCCUCUCCUUGACAUCGUUGUCAACCAUAAAAAAUAUGGCUAUAAUAUUGAAAACAGGGGUUGCUGUGGCACGGGUACAAUCGAGGUUGUGUUGUUAUGCAACCGUUUCGUUCCCUUGUGUGCCAAUGAUUUGGAUUAUGUGUUUUGGGACAGUUUUCACCCUACUGAAAGCGUUUAUAGAAAGCUCAUAGCUCCUAUUUUAGCAAAAUAUUUGAGAAAAUUCUUGUGAAUUAUAUUUACAAUAUAAUCAAUUGUGUAUACAAAAUAAAGCAUGUAUUAAGUUUGAAAUCUUAUAUAUAUAAUUUAUGUAUGGUAAGCCAAGACCAGUCGGUCACUUGUUUUGG
Abrus precatorius (Indian licorice) is the source of this 1241-nucleotide messenger RNA. RefSeq names its product GDSL esterase/lipase EXL1-like. Gene Ontology annotation, molecular function: lipase activity. Lineage: Eukaryota; Viridiplantae; Streptophyta; Magnoliopsida; Fabales; Fabaceae. Gene Ontology annotation, biological process: lipid metabolic process. The transcript is spliced from 5 exons. The coding region runs from base 20 to 1126 and encodes 368 amino acids. Gene Ontology annotation, cellular component: extracellular region. The record is from RefSeq and is a predicted model, not a curated record.